Molecule: messenger RNA, 1680 nt
Organism: Penicillium odoratum
Lineage: Eukaryota; Fungi; Ascomycota; Eurotiomycetes; Eurotiales; Aspergillaceae
Exons: 14
Coding region: 1-1680 (559 amino acids)
Biological process (GO): transmembrane transport
Molecular function (GO): transmembrane transporter activity
Source: RefSeq, a predicted model, not a curated record
AUGACUGCACCAAUGAAAAUGGAUGGGGGCAACUCUGGCCUUCCCCCCGCGAGUAAGGAGUCCCUGACCCUUAGCUCAGACUCCCAGCUCAGUGAGAAGUGUCUCAGCACCUCCGAUGAAAGUGAGCAGGGGGAUAGAACCAUCCGUGGGUUCAAGUGGAUCUUGGUUGUGAUUGCCAUCUUGUCUAGCCAUUUGCUCUUUGCUCUUGAUAACACUAUUGUGGCUAAUAUCCAGGCCGCGAUUCUCACGGAAUUCGACGAAGCUGAUCAGAUUUCAUGGCUCUCCGUCGGUUUCACUCUCUGUUCAUGUGCUCUAUGUCUUCCAUGGUCCAAGGCCUAUGCAACCUAUAAUGUGAAAUGGCUGUACAUUAGUUGUGUCAUUAUUUUCAUGGCAGGUUCUGCUUUGUGUGGAGCUGCUCCCAACAUGAACGCCAUGAUCGUUGGGAGAGCUAUAGCCGGUUCUGGAGGCAGUGGCAUGUAUUUUGGAGUCUUAACGCAGCUAUCCAUGAACACAACCGUGCCUGAGCGUCCGUUUUAUAUUGGACUGACUGCUGUCUCAUGGGGCAUUGGAACGGUUAUUGGCCCAGCUAUUGGAGGAGCAUUCGCCGAGAGCUCCGCCACCUGGCGUUGGGCUUUUUACAUAAAUCUCGUCAUUGGCGCGGUUUUUUCUCCAGUCUAUGUCCUCCUUCUGCCUUCAAUAAGCCCCCUUAAAAACGAAACCCAGAAAGAUAAGGCGAGAAACAUUGACUGGGUCGGCAGCGUCCUUUUCAUUGGCUCGCUGGCCUCUCUAAUUAUGGGAAUUGACUUUGGAGGUGUGGAGUGGACAUGGAGCAGCGGCUCGUCAAUUGCACUCUUUGUCGUAUCUGGCGUACUAUUCAUUCUGUUCGGAGUGCAACAGACCUUCUACAUCUUCUGCAAUGAGCAAAACCGACUCUUCCCAGUUCACUUCAUCAAGAGACGCUCUUUAGUGCUACUAUUCAUUCUCAACACAUGUGCCAGCAGUGGACUGUUCAUCUCAGUUUACUACAUUCCAUUGUACUUUCAGUUCACCAAGGGCGAUACCGCGCUCUACUCUUCAUUACGUAUCUUGCCUUUCGUGAUGGUUCUGAUCUUUAUUAUCAUUGCAAACGGCCACAUGAUGACCAGAUUUGGCUACUAUUUCCCGUGGUACCUUUUCGGCUCCGCUUGUGAGCUUGUCGCUGCUGUUUUGAUGUAUCGUGUCAAGGCAGACACCCCCGCCUCUGCGAUAUACGGAUAUACAUCCCUUAUGGCCUUGGGCGUCGGCUCCUUCAAUCAGGCAGGCUACAGCGUAGUCCAGGCAAAGGUGCCGAAGGCUGAGAUCCCAUGGGCCUUGGGCUUCAUGAUGGUUUCUCAACUGGGAGGCAUUGUCUUGGGCUUAGGCGUUGCAGGUGCUAUAUUUGUCAAUGUUGCAACGAAAGACCUUUUAAUUUUGCUCCCUAAUGCCAAUCCCAUUGACGUCGGCAACACCAUCGCGGGAACCAGCAGUGUAUUCUUCGACACCCUGACACAGUCUGAGCGGACCGCUGCUCUUGAAAUCAUUGUUGAUGCCAUCGAUGAUGUCUAUACCCUUCUAAUCGUUGCUGGUGCACUUGGUGUUCUUCUCUCCAUCUUCCUGAAGCGUGAAAAACUGUUUAUGGAGGCAGCAGCCGGUGGUGCUUAG